Messenger RNA from Xenopus laevis (African clawed frog), 2647 nucleotides. RefSeq names its product catechol O-methyltransferase B. The transcript is spliced from 6 exons. Lineage: Eukaryota; Metazoa; Chordata; Amphibia; Anura; Pipidae. Bases 1107 to 2135 code for a protein of 342 amino acids. The record is from RefSeq and is a predicted model, not a curated record.
AAUUUAUGUUCCAUGCCACAUAUACUCAUACACACUCGCUGUUCCUAGCAUCAAAAAAGUGGGGGGGGCCUCAGGCACCAUAAUGAGUGAGGAUGAUGAGCUACAGAUUAGGCCACACCCUGAUCCUCCCAAAAUCCCACCCACUUCUCUGUUCACAUCCUUUACAGUCCUAGCAAACUCAGGAUAGCUGUGAGUAUGCCUUUAAAUGAGAAACACCAAUGGGGGCAGUUAGUGGUUCAAUUGCAGGUAUGCUGCAGAUUGAAGUGGUUUCUCUACAGUCAUGCAUUUAAUCUAUGGGUAAUAGAUGACUGAUGGUUGUGCUGCAGCCUGUAGAGAAAUAAAUUCAGCCGUGCAAUAGACUUGUAAAGUAAAGGGCAUUUACUGGAAUGUUUGUGCCUCUGAUUUGAAGAGCAGCUAUAAUUCAUAAAAUAAUUGGAAUUGGGUCCAUUCUUGCCUGAAGCAAAUGCAGGAAUACGUGUGUUGCCAGGGGGCCCUGUGGGUGAUGCCAGUACAAUGAUAAAUGGUCACUAAUUGCUGCACACGUGUUACACACUUUCAUAGGCACAAGAGAGAUUUGUGUUGUUAAAGGACAAGUGUAAUUCACUUGCGGGUGCCAUUGUGUUGGGUACUCCACACCCCCCCCCCAGUGAAUAUAAUCACUCCUAUUCACUGCACUUUCACUAGCCCAGUAUCAUGUGUGGCCCUGUGCAGCAGUGGGGCCACAUGAGGCCGCUGAACUCUCGGCAGUUGCACACAGCCGCACUAAAUCCCAUUGUUGCUGAGAUUAGGGAUUAGGAUCCAUCUGACAAUGUGCCCCCCACCCUGUUUGUGCCACAGAGAAGCAAUGACGUGGGAAUGGCACUAGGGCUGGGUUACUGCUGCCACUGGGAGGGGCCACAAAUUCUUCCCUGUUCCUCUCUGAUAUGCCACUCCCACUCACCCCUGGCCAAUGGGGGCGGGGCCUUGAAGAUUAGGAACUGUCCCAACCCACGGAGAUGCUCACACACUGCUCCAGCCUGAGGGGCUCCUGCGACCCACCCUCCCUCUCAAACUGACUUGCACUCAGCAACUGCCACAAAUCUGUAGGUGCAUCCGGUGGGCACAGAAUGCUGUCUGUCCUGCUGGCAGGGUGCAUGGGAGCCCUGGCUGUGCUCCUGGUGGUGGUGUGGCGGGUUCGUACAGAUGGUACGUGGGCACUGUGGUGGCAUGAUAAUUACCUGGAGAGACUGCGUGACUUCACGAGUGGUAAAAGCCGUCCCAUGCGGAUUCUGCAGUAUGUACAGAGGACAGCCGUGCAGGGAGAUGCCAACAGUGUGAUUAGUGCUGUGGAUUCCUACUGUGCCAAUGUAGAGUGGGCAAUGAACGUGGGAGACAUGAAAGGUGAGAUUCUGGAUGCGGUGGUGCUGGAUGUUCGCCCUCGCUGGGUGCUGGAACUGGGCACAUACUGUGGUUAUUCCACCAUGAGGAUUGCCCGAUUUCUGCCCCCAGGGGCACGGCUUGUCACGCUGGAGAUGAACCAUCACUAUGCACAGGUGGCUAAACAAAUCCUUGGGCACGCGGGAGUUGAUGCCCAGCUGAGCCCUAGCCCUUCCUCUGUCCCUCAGUCUUGCACUCAGGGGGAAGAGCCAGUAGGGGGUGCCACUCACUCUUCACAACGCCGGUGGCGCUUGCAGGAAGCUCUGAUUUACACCACCCUGCACUGUCUGCAACUGCCCCUGCAGCUCUUCUCUCGCACCCCCCAAAACCCCCUGGCUGCCUCCACACCCAAACCUCCGGAAGAAACAGCUGGAAGGCAGCAAACAAAGAGGAGCAGCACCUGUAAGGUGGAUCUGCUAGUUGGUACCAGUUCUGCUCUCAUUCCUCAGCUGAAGAAGAAGUUUGACUUGGACAAGUUUGACUUGGUCUUUAUAGAUCACUGGAAGACCAGCUACCUGCCUGACACCAAACUGCUUGAGGAGUGUGGUUUGCUGGCAUCUGGCACUGUUCUGCUGGCUGAUAAUGUUACCUGCCCGGGAGCCCCCGACUACCUACAGUACGUGAGAAACAGCCCCCGAUAUAAGAGCCUCUAUUUCCCAUCCCAGCUGGAGUAUCUGCAGGUGGAGGAUGGCAUGGAGAAAUCCAUCUUCCUUGGGUGAUGAAUGGAUGGCACAACUUGCCAAAACUCUGCCUCUCUCAUGAGCUGCGUGUAAUUUAGUCUCCUUAGCUUAUCAGGUAGGGGGCACAAGAACGUUUCUGUUCCCUAUAAACACACGGUCGGGUGAUGUACUGGAAGGAACCCCAUGUUGGGUGAUAGUGUCCCCCUGCUACACUAUUAUUACCCCAUACUUACUGCAGGUCUCUGAUGGGCAGCGGGUCAGUAGGGGCAGAUACUGGGACUUGCCCCAUCAUUUCCCUGGUGUUCUGAAUCCCAUUAGCCCCCAGCUCCUCCUUUUAUACGCAAUAGAGGCCAUGGCAAGCUGCCUCAGGUACAUGCACAGCCCUUCACUUUAGUCCAAUUAUCUAAAGGGAGUCAAGUGGGGGGAGGGCGUAUGCCCAUCUUCUGCCCUCCUCAUGUCCAUUAUUUCAAGCACAAUGUGCCCUUGCGUGGCAUGGCUGCACCGGAACACUGGCAAAAGCCUGUUUUCUAAUAAAAUCCUUCAUUCUCUCA